Messenger RNA from Blepharisma stoltei, 869 nucleotides. The record is from the annotation of a GenBank genome assembly. Lineage: Eukaryota; Ciliophora; Heterotrichea; Heterotrichida; Blepharismidae.
AUGUUACCCUUUAUUUUUAUCUAUGUUGAUUUUUUUUAUAAUUGUGGUAAUAUGGAUUCUCAAGGAUUUACGCUCUCUGACUAUCAAAAACUUGAGCUGAAAUUUGUAUUUGAUUUAUUCAAGCCAGACAACGAUGGAAAAAUUACUAUAGAUCCCUUUAAGAACGCCUUAAUGGAGCUUGAAGAUUCAAGCGAACGAUAUUUAACUUUAAAUAACCCAGCAAACAGCAAUCUUUUUGUCCAUUCAGAACCAAGUAGUCCAGAAAUAAGGCAGACUCAGGAAUAUUUAUCAAUUAUUAAUAUUUCUCAGAUUUCAUCAUUUCCUGAUGGCUCAAGUGAAUGCGAUUUCGAAGCCUUCUCAAAAAUGUACGAAUCGAUUAUGUCACAAAACAAUUUAGAGGAAUCUUUAAUGCAAGCAUUUGCUUUGAUGGAUAUCAAAAAAACUGGGUAUAUUGAUGCUAAAGAUUUGAGGAGAGUUACAGAGAUUCUUGGGAUUAAUAUUCAAAAUGAGGAAGAGUCCAAAAGAUUGUUGAGCUUAAUUGAUACAGAAAAUAAAGGGAAAAUUACGUAUAAAGAAUUUUUGGAUUUCUUUAUAAAUGAUAUAGCCGAGCAUCUUUAUGGCACGGGCUUCCCGAUAUUUCCUGAAGUGAUAGAGGGAGUGGGUUAAACCAACUAAUAUUGGUUUGACCAAUUCCCCAAGUGAUAAAAAAUGAAAUGAUGCAGGGUUCUUACCAUUUGGGGGAGUUGGCUAAGCCAGCAUUCAUUGGUUCGAGCAACUCCCCUAUAAUCAAGUUCGGAAAGAUCGGGAAGCUCAAGCCACAAAUGCGCCUGAGCUAUAUAAAAAAAAACGACAAUCACUCAUCAGAGUAA